Sardina pilchardus (European sardine) is the source of this 1536-nucleotide messenger RNA. RefSeq names its product actin related protein 2/3 complex, subunit 4 (gene arpc4). The transcript is spliced from 6 exons. Gene Ontology annotation, molecular function: actin filament binding. The record is from RefSeq and is a predicted model, not a curated record. NCBI's taxonomy places the organism in Eukaryota, Metazoa, Chordata, Actinopteri, Clupeiformes, Clupeidae. Gene Ontology annotation, biological process: Arp2/3 complex-mediated actin nucleation; actin filament polymerization. The coding region runs from base 143 to 649 and encodes 168 amino acids. Gene Ontology annotation, cellular component: actin cytoskeleton; Arp2/3 protein complex.
UGCUGGUUUACGUUUUGCAGUCCUCCCCGAGUUGGGGGCUAAUGGUAUAUUCUCAGCGUUCCUUUUCACGGAAGUUCCGACAGCUUCCAUAGACAGCUUCAGCUGUACUUCCGCCUUCGGAUUUUUCAGCGAAAACACAGAAAUGACUGCGACACUGCGUCCGUACUUGAAUGCGGUGCGUGCUACACUUCAGGCCGCCCUAUGUUUAGAGAACUUCUCCUCUCAGGUAGUUGAACGUCACAACAAGCCUGAAGUGGAGGUUCGGAGUAGCAAAGAGUUGCUUUUACAGCCAGUCAUCAUCAGCAGAAAUGACAAAGAGAAGGUUUUGAUAGAGGGCUCCAUCAACUCUGUGCGUGUUAGCAUCGCUGUUAAACAGGCUGAUGAGAUUGAGAAGAUCCUCUGCCAUAAGUUCAUGCGCUUCAUGAUGAUGAGAGCAGAGAACUUCUUCAUCCUGCGGAGAAAGCCAGUGGAGGGCUAUGACAUUAGCUUUCUCAUCACAAACUUCCACACGGAGCAAAUGUACAAGCACAAACUGGUGGACUACGUCAUCCACUUCAUGGAGGAGAUCGACAAGGAAAUCAGCGAGAUGAAGCUGUCCGUCAACGCCCGCGCUCGCAUCGUCGCCGAGGAAUUCCUCAAGAAUUUCUGAGAAACAAUAGUGUCUGCAGUCUGCGCACUGGCCAUGUGACACUCAACACCCGAGGUGACUAAGGGAUAUACAAGGUGCCUCUGAGACAGCAACGCUACUCUACACAAUGACAGACUUGCCAACCAUGGAGCGGGAGAUCGACUCCAACCCUGUUUGAGUUGCAUCAGCGUGCAAUUGCACUGUCCGGUAGCAACUUAAGAGCCAUAAUGAAUCCUUUAGUCCCUCACUUCACUCAACUCGCUCUGCUCCAGCUCAAGGCUUGUCUGUCAAACCAGUUAAGCACUGUGAUAAUUGCCAGUGUACCACAGUUUUUACGAACAGUUAUCAUAUGUAACAGAAUGUCAUUCACCCGCAUUGUCGUGACACCCCCUUCCCCACCAAUUUAGACAUCUGAUGCCACUCAUGGGUCAAGGUACACACAAGACCAAAUUUCCUCCCGUCAUUCUAAUGGAUGUUCUUCUGUUUUAUAUAAAAGAUAAUAUAUGCAUGUGUACUACAAUGUUCCUUAGUUUAUUUUGUUAUGAAAAUAUGUCAUCAUAUCAGGAAAGGAAGUCUAUGUGGAAUAAGUAUAAAAUAAGGAAAAUGUUGUGCGUGUGUGCGCAUGUGUUUGUGUGUGUGUGUGUGUGUGUGUGUGUGUGUGUGUGUGUGUGUGUGUAUGUGUGUGAGAGUGAAACUGAGGUAAAAUACCUUAGGCUUCUGCGCUUGUGAUGCACUCAGAUGUAGACUGGACAUUCCAAAAUUCAGAAGCUGACCAGAGAAAGCUUAGCUGUUUGGUCAGAGAGUAAAACUUUGAAUACAAAAGCUAUUAACACCCCAUGCUUUGUAAUGUAAUUCAUUUUUCAUCGUUUUCUACUUUAUGCAAUAAAUGUUUACGCACAGUGACCAAA